Messenger RNA from Myxocyprinus asiaticus (Chinese sucker), 5537 nucleotides. RefSeq names its product la-related protein 4-like. Gene Ontology annotation, cellular component: cytosol; cytoplasmic stress granule. The transcript is spliced from 17 exons. Gene Ontology annotation, molecular function: mRNA 3'-UTR binding. The coding region runs from base 514 to 2889 and encodes 791 amino acids. Gene Ontology annotation, biological process: positive regulation of translation. NCBI's taxonomy places the organism in Eukaryota, Metazoa, Chordata, Actinopteri, Cypriniformes, Catostomidae. The record is from RefSeq and is a predicted model, not a curated record.
UGCCGUUGCACUAACAGGAAGUUGAGCAGAUCAACUUCAGAGGGUAUCAAGAGGUCGCCGAGGAGUGUGGGACUGUGGCGGACUAUAUUAAUGUCUGCCUACUCAUCGGUAAGGUGCGUGUCCCCUGUGUCCGCUUCAGCCGCCCAUUUAGAAAUGCGCCCCAUGGCAUUGUCGCUUGUGUAAAUCGCGAGGAAGGCACGUUAGCAACGAAAACGCUAUUUUCCGGGCUCGUGCUGUCAUUUAAGUCCGUCGGUUCACCAGCGUCGGAGCUUGCGCUGUAAUUGUCGAUGCACAGAUAGCUAGUCAGCUAGAGAAAUAGCCCAUUCGGUGGCUCAAACACUGAGCUAUCAUUACAGGACACUCAAUAAGUUCAGGUUCUCCAACCGGACCCUUUGGACACUGAAGGCUACCGUGCAUAUUCUGGUGUAUUAGCGAACUACUCGAUUAGCAAAAAGGGUGACUCGUGGGGGGCAGGGAGAGAACGACGGAGGCGCAGCGAGCCAGGAGUGGCCGAUGAGUUCAGACCAGGGCGGAGAGCCGCAGCUGCAGGAGGAGGCUGAACCGGGACCCAAAACCCGUGGAGAAGACCUGAUCAUACCCGGGACCGGGGGAGACUCAGGCGUCAUGGUCACCGCUAAAGGAGCUGGUCUGAACCCAAAUGCCAAGGUGUGGCAGGAGAUUCCUGCGAUACAAACUGAGGCUCCUGUGGAUGGCACUGAGGCCUCCCCCUGGUCCCAGAACAAUACGGCUGAAGAUGCAUCUUUUGGUAAACAAUACGUACCAGGCUUCCCCGCUCUCGAAGACAACAGCACCUCUUCUACUGUAGAGGGUUUGGUGAAUGGUAUGGAUUCCCCUGACCAAAGCUUCCCUGUUUGCGAGCACACUACUGCAACUAAUGUGGAGUCCAAGCUCCCGGAGGAACAGCCCAUCUCUGAAGAGAUUUUGCGUGAGUCCCUUAAAAAAGAAUUGGAGUUCUGUUUCUCCAGGGAGAACUUAUCUAAGGAUCUUUAUCUAAUAUCUCAAAUGGACAGUGACCAGUUUGUCCCCAUUUGGACUAUUGCCAGCAUGGAAGGCAUCAAGGUCCUUACAACUGACAUGGACCUCAUCUUGGAUGUACUAAAAUCAUCUCCCAUGGUUCAAGUUGACGAGAAAGGGGAAAAAGUACGGCCAAAUCACAAGCGUUGCAUCAUCAUUUUGCGAGAAGUCCCAGAAACAACACCUGUUGAGGAAGUGGAAGACUUGUUCAAGAAUGACAACUGUCCCAAGGUUAUAAGCGUGGAGUUUGCGCACAACAACAACUGGUACAUAACAUUCCAAUCAGAUACAGAUGCUCAACAGGCGUACAAAUAUUUAAGGGAAGAAGUGAAGACAUUUCAGGGAAAACCAAUUAUGGCCAGAAUAAAAGCCAUCAACACAUUCUUUGCUAAGAAUGGUUACCGCAGCCUGGACUGCAGCUUGUACCCUCAGCAGUCUCACACUCAGUCUCAGUACAACUCCCCUCUCUUCAUGCAUCCUGUUUACAGCCCCCAGCAGCAGUACCCACUUUAUGGCAUUGUACCUCCUACCUGGACUCCAUCUCCUACUCCAUACUUUGAGACUCCUCUGGCACCUUUUCCAAACAGUGGUUUCAUCAAUGGGUUUAGCUCACCUGGACACUACAAAACUGGCUCAAAUUCUCUCAACCUUAGCCGUCCUUUUAGCAGGAACCGUGUUCCACUCUAUUCAAGAAAGAAUGUAAUAAGUGCCUUCAGGAACCACGUGAAGCCUCAGACAAGGGCUAAUGAUGGACUGUCUUCCACUGUGUCCCCGGUGACUGUUGUGGAUGGGCUGUCUGGCCUGCAUAGUCCCCAGCCUCCCACAAGCAGCGGCUCGCUGCUGUCAUCCACUGAGCUCAACUCGUCUUUUCCACACCUAGCUUCCAAUGAGCCAACUGAUGAUAGUAACAUGGCGGGACGUGGAAGGAGAACAACAUACAGAGGCACUCGAAGGCGACGAGAGGAUGAUCGCACAACAAGACCUGUUCCUCUGUCUCAAGUGAAGAUAUCGCCCCCCAAGUUUGACCUGGCUGCCUCCAACUUCCCCCCGCUGCCUGGCUGCUCUGUCAGUCCGCAAGGGGAGCCUGUGUUGGAGAAUCGUCUCUCUGAUGUCGUACGGGGCCUGAAUAAGGACAGGCAGCAGGAUUCAAACAAAGAGUCCACCUUGAGUCCUGCAGGCCCAGCCUCUGAGGAGACUAUAUCCAGGCCCAGCCAGACUGCAGUCAAGGGGACUGCACACAUCCCUGAUCCUGUCAACUCCAGCUCAAACCACCUGGAGAAGAAACUGGAGAAUGUGGAGACUCUGGUUUAUAAAGAGACGUCUGUGACCGCUGCCCCUGUCGCAGCCGUGCCACCCACCCCCUCCACAACAACACCUGGCCCAAAGCCUCAACCGAGCUCAGCCACUCCUGCAGCCCCCCAGUGUAACUCUGCCCCCUCCAGCACCCUGGCACUGGAACCUCGCAAGCUUAGUUAUGCUGAAGUAUGUCAGCGACCACCCAAGGAUCCUCCCCCUCAGCCAGUAGCCAGUUCCAGCCCCAACAAUGCAACUGCACAGCCUCUGAGAGAGCUGCGUGUAAACAAGGUGGAGGAGCAGCCCUCCAGCCCCGCAAACAAACAGGAGCGGCCUCAGGAAACAGGGGGCAACUGCAAGGCCAAGGAGGGCCGGCCAGCUCGUGACUCCCAUGGCUUUUCCCGCAGUAACGGACCCCCCAGAGCCAGUACAGGGGGGUUCAAACUACGAGAGCAGCAGAGACGCCCUCCUUUUGGCCAUCGUAGUUCCCCCCAGGGAGGUUCCAGACACACUGGAAAAGAGCAGAACAUCCCCCCGAUAUCGCCAAAGGAAAGACUCUGAAAAGAAAUCCUUAAUGAAUUAAUAUUUACACACACAUAAUAUAUAUAUAUAUAUAUAUAUAUAUAUAUAUAUAUAUAUAUAUAUAUAUAUAUAAAGAGAUGAAAUAGGAUAUAAAAAUCUAAAUUAACAUGGUAUUCACCUCUCCUGCCUGGAGCACUUCCAGAGGAAAAGUCUCAUGAAGUAACAAUGCACAGAUUGGGGUAUCCAGGCAAAUGGGCAUCAAUUGGAAGCAGUUUGUGCUUGUUGAAGGACGCCAUCAAACAGGAAAAAACCAAAACAAACAUUGUAUGCUUCUAACUUGGCAAUGUCCUUUCAGAAUGAAAAUCCAUGUGAGGUUUUCUGCUCCUAUUUUUCUUGAAAGAAAGGUGGUUUCUCUUAGCCUUGCUGGGAAUAGGUGAAAAAGAGGGCAGUCUGAUGGCCCGGUUGAUGAUGAGAUUGAUUUGUGGCCUGCAAAGAGCAUAUGCACUAAGAAAAGGAACGUGCAUAAAAGAUAUGUCAUGUACCUACAAAGAUAUCACUUUGACAUGCAAUUAUUCAUCUUUUUAUUUUUUCAGUUGCUUCAUUUGCAGUCACAGGACACUGGGUGUAUGACCUGGGGUGGUUUGACAGUAUAAAUGAACCUUUGAGUGAAAGGAUGUGGUUUGCUGUAGAUUUGAGUAGUCUAUUUUGGGAUUUAGAUCCCAUUUAGAAUGUGAUGCAUUCUAGAGAGUGGAUUGUUUUGCAGGUAUCUUUAGGGGUGACAGUGAGGUUUGCGCUGGAGGUUUGUGUUAGUUUGCGUGACAAAUUGUAGCUCUUAGUAAUUCUAGUAUGCUCCCAGACUCGGAGUGCUCAUUUAAAAAUGCAUUACGUGCAGUAUAAAGAUACAUUUUGGAGCCUUGUUAAUAAUUAAUAGAUAUAGCCCACUGUCACUUCAUAAAGUCAAGUCUGCCAAUUAUGAUGCUGUUAUGUCACUGAUUUGCUGAUGGGUGAUUUUUUUUUUUUUUUUUUUUUGUAGUUAGAGUAACCAGCAGCCUGUGAAUGAUAACUUUUAACAGUCAGGUACAUAGACACUCAAGUACUUGGUGUCAUCUCAGUCCUUAUUUGUUUUGUGCACUAUCCUCCCUGAAUGGCUUCUGAGCAUGCUCAAAUAUCCUGAUAAUCGGUCAGGCUCUUUGUUUACAACAUGGUGUGGUGGUUUGGGCUAAUUCAAGUUAGAGAAGAAUCAUGAUCAUUAAGCGAAUUGGUUCUCGUUGGGCAAGGUUUCUUUUUGUCAUAAGUACAUUCAGGAUUGUUGAUGGAUUUCAUGGUCACAAUGAUGAAAUAGCUCAAGAAAGACUGAGGCUUAGUUUGUUUGCAAAUCUAUCAAUUAUUGUUGAGCCUGAAACCGUUUGAAAUACAAAAUAUGUCUAUCACUAUUAUAUCAAGAAUCAGGACAACUCUUUUUGUGUCAGUGGAAUCAAUGUAGGCAUUUCACUUUUUGGUCAUUCAGAAGCCAAAAUCAGCAGUACAUGUCGCUUUUGAAAUCAUUUAAAAUAUAUGAUUUGAUUUGUUUUGGCUCAGGGUGUCCAGUUUCAUCUCACAGUUCUCAUUCAUGUCAGUUACAGCACCAGCUCUUGUCGUUAUGUAAACUUCCAAAUUUGGCAAAGCUUUAAUGUUUUCCAAACCAGCCACAGCCACGUUGUAAUUUCAAAGAGAUGAGGUUCACAGGAGAAUUGAAUGUUAAAUGCUUGGUGUCCCUUGAAUGUGUCCUCCAUGAAUUGUAAUACAAAUUCCUUAUUUGAACUAUUACAUUUCUUCCCUAAAAAGAGUGUUUGACAGUCUGCAAUAUAUGGCGGGAAAAAAUCCUCUUGCUGUAAGGUAUCUUAUAGGUCUGUCAUGGUACCGUCAGAGUGGCAUUGCAUGCCUUUUGAUAGGGUGGAAUUUGCUUGGGUAAUUAGGAAGUUGACAGUUGCUUUGGUAGAUGGUACAAUGACUGAGUUAACUGAAAACCAUUUUGUUUGGGGACUAUGAAAAGCAGGGACACUUUUUUUGCUACAAAAAAGUGGUGAAUUGAUGCUGUUAUUUGAACGUUUAAUCAGAGGAGCAAUACAUACAGUAUUGCUGUUAAAUUUGUUGUAAGAACUGCUUUUAAAACAUUGAUUUUAAUUUAUUUUAAUUCUGCUGUCCAUCCCCCACCCGACCCCCUAUCCUUGUAAGUUGUUAUGAUUCAUGACUAUGUACAAAAAGACAUUGGUAGAGAAUCACAGAUUUAACAAAUUUGUUUAUUUUUUGAGAUCUCAGCAGAGAAAAUACUUGAUGCAUUUACUAGAGGUUUAGUAAUGCGGUAAAUAAAUCACUGGGGCUUUUUUUUUGUUUUUUUUUUCUCCUUAAUGAAUAUGAGCAGCUAGUGGUUUAGCAUAAUGAAAUGCACUAACUUGUUUAAAAAAAUCUUAUUAUGUAAUGAAAAAUUAUACUAGGAGCAUAAGGUAUUGAUGUUGACAGGCUCGCAUAAAUCUACAGAAAUUAACAAAUUUCUUUAAAUGUUUGGGUUAUUGCUGUUAAUUGAUUUAAGGGUUGGUGUGGCAAAGGGAAGAAUAUAUAACAAUGGAUUGAGGUGUAUGAGACACUAAAUUCUAGCAGUCUGCAUAAAAUGUCACAAAAAGAAAAUAAAUUAUUUUGUUUUGGCCUUA